Rubroshorea leprosula is the source of this 768-nucleotide messenger RNA. NCBI's taxonomy places the organism in Eukaryota, Viridiplantae, Streptophyta, Magnoliopsida, Malvales, Dipterocarpaceae. The record is from the annotation of a GenBank genome assembly.
GAGCCAACGGCGUUGAUGCAACAAUUUGGGAGCACCAAGAAUGUGGCAAAGAGGUCGACGAAGAGGUAAUUGGAAGGACCGAUUUACGCUAGGCUUUUCGAAGGUGGCAGCUCAGAGGACAGUCAGUGAUCAAGCUAUCCAUCUUGAUCUAGUUGCUAAAGCUCGAGGGAUUCCUGCUGCAGAAAAUUACUUCAUUGAGCUUUCUGAAACAUCAAAGAACAUUCCUACUUAUGUAUUAACAAACUCAAAAGAUGUGCCAGGUGCAGAGAAGUGCUUCAGGGAAUGGGAAUCUAGCUGCUUAACUUAUGAUAUCCGAGUUGUGACUGUAUUGAUGGGAGCUUAUGCUCAAGAGCUGAAGGAGAAGGAUUACAAUGCAACUUCAACUGGUAGAGGGAAUGGGGAAAAGUGCGUUCCAUCUCCUGAGAUUAUUGGGACUCUAAUGGACCAUUUUGAGGAUGAGAAGGAUGUUGAUGGGGCAGAAAGUAUUCUGGAGAUUUUGAAGAAGACCGUAGAAGAUGUAGGGGAUGAAGUGUUUGAAUCAUUGAUAAGAACUUAUGCAGCUGCUGGAAGGACAAGCCCUGUAUUGCGUUGAUGAUUCAAGAUAGAAAAGGUGGAGGCGAACGAGGCGAGUAAGAAGCUGCUUGAUGUGAUAUGCGUGGAGUGAGUCUCACUUCAUUUUUGUUCACAAAAUCGAAUUCCUAGACAAGUGAUUUUACAAUUGUUUCACUUAUAAUGUUUUGUUCCUCAUAAUAAAAACAUUCUCUCCUG